AUUAUUGACAGGUUAACGUAAACAUGGCCGGUAAAUGAAACUCUGGCAAAAUGUUGAGAAAGAAAUAUAGGAUUUUAUUUUUAAUUUGCAGCAUUUGGAUAGUAGGAAUCCUGUACUUUGUAUUAAAAUCUUCGUCAGAAAAGGAAGCUAAUGCAGAACUUAGAUACCAAAGACAUGUUGUUAUGCCAGCUGAGAUUGAAUUAGACCAAGAUCAAGACAAAUUCAUUUCAAACAAAGAACCCACAUAUGCUAUACCGAAGAAGCCAGAGCCUGAAAGAAACUUGCAUAUAGAACCUGUUGAUCCACACAGACCAUUGCCAGAUUUACCUUUUGUCAAAGAACAUCCGAAGCAAAGUGCUCACGCUGUAAAUCAGAAUGCUUUAUAUGAUGGUCCUGAUGAUGUUCCAUGGGAACAAUUUGAGGAGAGCGUUUAUAUUAGUAAAAAUGCACUGCAACCUGGUGAAGACUUUUACAACAGAAAUAAAUUUAACCAAAAAGCCAGUGAUGACACCAAGUCCAACAGAGAUGUUCCAGACACUAGAAACGCAUUGUGCAGACGUCAAGACUAUUCCUCUGAUCUUCCUUCCACCAGUGUUAUAAUUACAUUCCAUAAUGAGGCUAGAUCAGCGCUGCUCAGAACUGUGGUCAGUGUUUUUCGCAAGAGUCCUUCUCAUUUAUUGACAGAGAUCAUCCUUGUAGACGACUUUAGCAAUGAUGCUUCUGAUGGAAUCGACUUGGCGCGAAUCCAGAAGGUGAAGCUGAUACGCAACAACCAACGGGAGGGCCUGAUGAGGUCGAGGGUGAAGGGAGCCAAUGCUGCGCAGGCUCCUGUGCUUACCUUCCUUGACAGCCACUGCGAGUGUAACACCAACUGGCUGGAGCCAUUGCUGCUCGAAGUCAAACUGGAUAAGCACCGAGUGGUGAGCCCCAUUAUAGACGUAAUCAACAUGGACACCUUUGAAUACAUUGGAGCUUCAGCAGAUCUUAAAGGCGGGUUUGACUGGAAUUUGGUGUUCAAGUGGGACUACAUGACAGCAGAGGAGAGAAAUAAAAGGGUCAACAACCCUAUUGAGCCUAUCAGGACACCAAUGAUAGCAGGUGGCUUGUUCACUAUUGACAAGAGAUGGUUUGAGGAGCUGGGGAAGUAUGACAUGGCAAUGGACGUAUGGGGAGGAGAAAAUCUGGAGAUAUCAUUCCGUGUGUGGCAGUGCCAUGGUACACUGGAGAUCAUUCCCUGUAGUCGUGUUGGUCACGUGUUCCGUAAGCAGCACCCUUACACCUUCCCAGGCGGCAGCGGGAACGUGUUUGCAAAAAACACUCGUCGAGCUGCGGAGGUUUGGAUGGAUGAAUACAAGGAGUUCUAUUAUGCAUCAGUUCCAUCGGCCAAGUCUGUAGACUUUGGAGAUAUAUCAGACAGAUUAUCAUUACGAAAGAAGCUACAGUGCAAAUCCUUUAAAUGGUAUUUGGAGAACGUCUACCCAGAGCUUAAAAAUUCUAUAAAUAAUUUUGGACAAGAAGACACAAAAUAUGAUGGUAAUGAAAUGCAAGAUUACCAUGACAGAGUUCCUAAGAAAGAUGACCAGGCAUUUGGCAGCAUUAUGCAGGGCCAGAUGUGUAUUGACACGAUGGGCCACUUUGCAGAUGGAAUCUUAGGAGUGUUUCCAUGUCAUCAUACAGGUGGAAAUCAGGAGUUUUCCAUGACUGCUACUGGAGCGAUACGUCAUCUUGACCUUUGCUUGACCUUGGGCAGUCAGGACCCAGGGGCAGUUCUCAAGCUGUUUCAAUGUACUCCAGAUAACACAUUACAGCUUUGGGAAAAAAUGGAGAGUGGGACAAUGCUACGCAGUAAGUACCAUAGUAUGUGUGUGGACAGUGCAGAGGUGCAAGGUAAAGGGCUGGUUGCCAAUCCUUGUGAUCAUCAGUCGCCCAGUCAGAAGUGGACGUUCAGCAUGUCAACUUGACGUUGACCUACAUAGCUUAUCGUAGGAGAAAAAACAAGGGCAUUUAGGUAUUGGGUUAUCUGGUUGUGUGUUCACCAAACUGAUUUUUUCAGAUUUUUUGUUUGCCUAUUAAGGAUCAAACGAAUUUAAAUCUGUUUUGUUUUUCUUGGUUGGGUUAAUAAGACUUGCUUGAUCACCUUUAAAAAUGCCAUGACAUCUUGCAAAUACAAAACAAUACAACAGCAUCACUGUUCAAACCGUAAUGUUAAUAAAAGCUUACAGAUUUGCAUUAUUCCUUAAAACUUAGGAAUGUUAUUUAACCAAAGGUGCAUCAUUUGGACUUUGCUUAUGUAUAGUACAGAUUUAACCCAUUUAUGCCUAGCAUCUAGGAAAAAGGCCUUGGCAAACAGCGUAGACCCAGAUCAGAUGCCGCAUGAUGCGGCGUAUCAGGGCCUGCGCUGUUUGCUUAAAGGAAUUUCUGUAAGAAAUAUUCUAAAUAUAGAAAUAAAAAUACUAGACAUCCCUAAUUUUGGAAAUAAAUUGAUCCAAUUUAGAAAGAUGGGAGAGUCCACUAGGCAUAAAUGGGUUAAAUAUCUACCAGUAUUCUGUUUUUACUGAUCAUCACUUACUUUUAUCCAGAAGUUCUUCAGGAACAUUCUUGUAUUAUUUUGUGAAAAGUUGAAACAAUAUUUUACGAAAUUACAUGUUGUUCACCAAUUUUUCCCAGUAUUUUGGGAAUGGUGCAAGGUUAACAUUGGAAUAGAAUAAUUUGGAUUCAGAAUCUUAUCUCUUUUAUUGAGAGUCUACCAGAAUGGAUUUAACAUUUGAUGGAAAUUAUGUUCCAUUUGUUCUCUAUCUUGUUCUUUAUUGUUUUGAGGAUGUUUCUUAAAAUGUACAGAUAGAUGUAUUAAAGCACAAUUCUGAGGAUCAUUUAGAUAAAUUGGUUCUGUUGGAACGUUUAUCGGUGGUAAUUAAUACUUCAACAUUGGUACAAUUCAAUUGUUAACAGUAAAGGGGAGAGAUGUCUUAUAAUUAUUGUAAAUUCAAACAACCUGAAAAAUUGUCUGAUUCAUAUAAAUUAUGUUUCGCAGUAAAAAAGCUGCUUUUUAAUUUAUUUAUUUUAAUUUGGUUGUGUGUGAAUUAGGAGACAUUCCAUAGAAUGUUUCAAAAUAAAUAGUAAUUGUGCAAAUGUAUUGGUUUAAAAAACAUAUACAUGUGUUCAAACUCUAAGCAUUUACCGUCUAAAACAUUAACUUACGGUUUUAACGUUUAUGUACAUACAUAUGUGUAAUAUAUUUGUGAAGCAAUAAUGAAGCUAUGACAUUGUAGUUUAGAUGCUAGAUUUUAUACUUUUAGGACCUUGUCUCAAAUUGUGUCAUAUUUAAGCAUUUUAAACUUUUAUUCAUGUUUUAGUUUUGAUUCAUGUUAUUUUAAGUCAGCAUUUGCAUCCAGUCAAUUUUGAAGGGGUGUUUCAUAGAGCAAUCAGGGUGGGUGGGGGAGUGGCUUAAAGUCUCCUCUGUCAUUUUCGUUAACAAGUACGUAUUUCACAUUUGCUUUGCCUUAAAUUUAUUGCAUGUUCAGUUGCUGAUUAAUGCUCAACACAGAAUUUAGAGAUGUAAGGUGUUAGAAGACAGAUGCCAACAUUUAAGGAUGUUGGUGCUGUAAGCUAUUUUUCCCCUGGAAGAUGCAUGUUAACUCUUUCAGUGCAUGAACCGAAUUAUGAAGGCCUUUGCAAACAGUUUGGAUCCAGGUGAGACACCACAGAACGUGGCAUCUCAUCAGGAUCCAAACUGUUUGCUUUUCUGAUAGUAUUCUUUGAAUUUUUUUUAGAAAAAAUGCUAAUUUUAGAAAUUCAGCAGACGACAUUUUAGCAGACGACAGAUUUCCCAGCAUGCAAAGGGUUAAACAACUGAUGUUGUAAAUUGUUACUCAGCUUCAAACUGCUCAAGAUUCUUAGAGCGUUCUUUGAAUACUUUUAUAUAAAACAUUCUAUUUUGAUAUACAUGACAAGAAAUGUCCAUUAAAAUGGGGUAAAUCAUAUUUGAAAUGUUGUUUUUGUUUUUGUAGAAAUAUUUACUUAUCAUAUAAAUGCAGCCUUGUUAAUAUUGAUUGAAGCAUAUGAGUUGUAAAUAUUAUUUUUGCUCAUGUCUAACAAUAAUAGCAGAUAUAUAAUUUCAGAUCUCAUAUUAUCCAUAAAUGAACCAAUAUAUUAUUGUUUUCUUUGUAAGAAGUAUUAUUUUGCUUGUUUGAAUAGAAUACAUACGCUUUAUUGAAUCUACGACAAUAUUUUGUAAAUUGUCUUUUUUCCAAAGUGAACAUGUGUCUCCAAAAUUAUAACAGGAAACACUGUGAUUCGAAACAGUUUGAGUUGCUGUAAAUAUGGGUGCUUAUGUUUAAUUUUUAGCAUUUUUAUUUUGAAUGCCUAAAUUAAUUUCAUGCAUAUGCUGCUACUGUUAUUUUGCUUCGUUUCUGGACAAUCAUUUAUCAUAAUUUGAGUCGUGUUCUGAGAAAACUGGGCAUAAUGCAUGUCCGUAAAGUGUCGUCCCAGAUUAGCCUGUGCAGUCCACACAGCCUAAUCAGGGACGACACUUUCCGCUUUUAUGACAUUUUUCGUUUAAAUGAAGUCCCUUAUUAGCAAAAAUCCAAUUUAGGCAGAAAGUGUCGUCCCUAAUCUGGGACAGCACUUUGUGCACAUGCAUUAUGCCCAGUUUUAUCAGAACUCGACUCAUUUUGUUUGAAUAGUGGUUAACUGCUGCACCUUUUUAGCUAACCUGAGCACAACGUGCUCAUGGUGAGCUUUUGUGAUCACCUUUUGUCCGUCGUCCGUUGUCCGUCGUGCGUUGUGCGACGUCAACAUUUGCAUUGUUCACUCUCUAGAGGCCACAUUUAUUGUCCAAUCUUCAUGAAAUUUGGUCAGAAGAUUGGUUUGAAUGAUAUCUUGGAUGAGUUCGAAAAUGGUUACGUUUGCUUGAAAAACAAGGCUGCCAAGGGGCGGGGCAUUUUUUCUUAAAUGGCUAUAUAUGGCUAUAGCAAAAUUUGUUAACACUUUGGAGGCCACAUUUAUUGUCCGAUCCUCAUGAAACUUGGUCAGAAGAUUCAUCCCAAUGAUAUCUUGGACGAGUUUGAAAAUGAUGUCCGUUUGUAGAAAAACAUUAUUCCUUAUAUUGCUAUAGUAAAACCUUGUUAACACUCUAGAGGCCACAUUUAUUUUCCGAUCUUCAUGAAACUUGCUCAGAUGAUUUGUCCCAAUGAUAUCUUGGAUGAGUUCAAAAAUGGUAACCUUGGCUUGAAAAAUGUGGCUGCCAAGGGGCGGGGCAUUUUUCCUAAUAUGGCUAUAUAUGGCUAUAGUAAAAUCUUGUUAACUUUCUAGUUUGCUCAAUCUUCAUGAACUUUGGUCAGAACAUUGGUUUCCUGUGUAGUAAAGUUUGGUUUUAUUAUGUCAAUAUUAUGUGACAUUAACUGUGUUGUGUAAUUUUUCAUAACACAGAAUUUUCAUAGUUAACAUAACUGUUUUAGUCAUUACCACUUAUGAUAAGCCUUUCAACUAAUAGAUAACUGAAAGAAAGACAACAUGUACAUGAUUUAACAGUAUUUAUGCAGUAUUUAUCUCCCUUGUUUAACCUGGUUCAGUAAUCUAUUUUUAGUUCUGCUCUGGAAUUUGGGAAGAUAUUGAUCAUUGAUAAAUGCACUUUUCUGAGGGAAAAUUGACUACUCUGCCAUUGAUCUCUUCUGACCUGUAUAAAAUAAGCUGUUUUGGCUGAUUUAAACACCUCUUGAUGCUUUCUUGAAAAGUUAACAGCUCUUGAAAAAGGUUGGAAUUUUGAAAUAAUUAAACUCUAAAUUAUUUUUAACACCAGCAGCAAGACAUUUUGGCAUUAUUAUCUAAAUUAUUCUUAUUAUUUAAAUUAUUUUUAUUUGGCAUUUUCUAAAUUAGAAAGACUCUAUUCUAUUUGAAUAACUGUAGUAAAUUUUUCUUAUUUUUACAUUUGAUUCACUGAAGUUUCCUAAUCUCCAUAAAUAUUGUUCUUUAGAUAAAAUAAGACCUAUUUUGUAAACUAGAUUUUUGAAGCACUUUCUAGACUUACAGUAACUUAUAUUUAUAUCACUUUUUUUUUACAGAUUUUGAACUUCUUUUUACAUUCAUUAAGGUAUUUGCUGUAUGUUGUUCAUUUUUGUAAUGAUACUUAGAUUCUUUAGACUUGGCUUGUACCAGUUCUUAAUUUUCUGUCAUUGUUCUUCAUUUUCCGAGUUCUUGGAAUGAAAAUUAGUUAUUUUUGUUAAAGCUGCCUUGGUUUUGUCUUAUAAAUAAAUUCUUUGAGUGUAUUUAGGCGUCCCUGACUGAACGCCUUUAGUAAAUUGAAUUACAACCAGUCAGUAUAUUCAUCCUGACCGGAAAUAAGAGUUUGUCAAAUAAAUAUUUCCGCAUUACAUAAGUGCUUACAAAGUUACAUAACUUGUAACCGUCCUGUGACCGGUUCAUUUGCGUAAGCAAAGGAGACCGCACUACCACACCUGGAUAGGACAGUUGAGUUAGAUAAUGGUUUGGAUCGGUAAAAAAACAUGGCCGCCAGGGGGGGGGGUCUUUUUCCUUAUAUUUAUAUAGUAAAAAAGCUUGUGAACACUCUAGAAGUCACAUGUUUUGCCUAAUCAUCAUAAAAUUUUGUCAAAACAUUAGUUAUGUGGUUGUCUCGGACGAGUUUUAAAAUGGUCAUGAUCAGUGAAAAAACAUGGCCGCCAGGGAGUGGGGCAGUUUUCUUUAUAUGUAUAUAGUGACAACAUGUGAACAGUCUAGAAGACACAUUUUUUUCCCAAUCUUCAUGAAAUUUGGACAUAUCUUGGAAGAGUUAAAAUAAGGUUCAGGUCUGUUAAAAAAACAUGGCCGCCAAGGGGCCAUUUGUUGUUCAUUCUUCAUGGUUAGAACAUUUGUUCCAUUGCUAUCUUGAGCUGCAAAGAACAGGUCAUUUCUUUUUAUCUCAGGUGAGCAACUUUGGGCCUUUCAGGCCCUCUUGUUUUAACAACUGCUGUUAUUGUGGAAUUAUUUUUUUAAUGAAAGUUUUUAAUUGUUUUGCAUUUAUUAAGUAUAGCACUAUGUAUAUUUUUGUAUACAGAAUUUAUUAUUAAUUUAUGUCAUUUUGUUACCAAACUUUUUUGACUGGUUGAAAAAGAAAAGUGUUUGUUUGGCUUUUAUGCAUUUUGAUGGACCUUGUUAUUACUUUUUUCAAUUCAACUUUUGUUAUCGUAUAUUUAUUUGAUCUUUGAACUUCUACCGUGUCAAAUCCAUUUUGUUUGCUCAAUGCGUGUUGUAUAGGUUGUAAUCUGUACCUGCAGUAUUACCGGUAUUAUGUUGUAUGUUGAUAUGGCAACGAAAGUCUUGAUUCGUCCUCCAUAAUCCUUUUUUACCAAGUCUUAGAUUAAAGUUUAGACUUAGGUACAUUAUUAAAGUAUAGACUUAUACUGGAGAAUAAAGAAUAGACUUUGGCUUAAAGAGUAAUUUGAUGCAUUCCCAAGUAUAAUAUCAUUUUGAAAUAUGCUUUAUAUGGAUUAUUAAAAUUGUUUUUCAUAGAUAGUGGUUUAAUCAGAAUUGGUCAGUACCAAAUAUAAUCCAAUGAAGUUCAUUUUUCUAACAGAAUAGUUUCAGGGAUAUCUUCUAUACUUCCAAAGAAGUAAUUCUAACAAUGCUCAUGUGAAAAUUGACCAGUAUGCUAUACCUCUACAUAAAGCACACAGUCCCAAAGUUGCAAAAGACAAUCGGGGUGCUUCUGUCGACGUCCAUUAUAUGAAACUUUUUUUUACUCUUUGACUCAUUUAUGCAUAGCAUCUAGAAAAAAGGCCUUGGCAAACAGCGUAGACCCAGAUGAGACGCCGCAUCAUGCCACAUCUCAUCUGGGUCUGCGCUGUUUGCUUAAAAAAAUUCUGUAAGAAAUAUUCUAAAUAUAGAAAUAAAUAUACUAGACAUUCUUAAUUUUGGAAAUAAAUUGAUCCAAUUUAGAAGGAUGGGAGAGUCCACUAGGCAUAAAUGGGUUAAUAUAACUUAUUCUCAUGCGGGUAAUAGCUACUUACAUUAUACUUUGUUAAGCUGGUACCAAAAAUCGAAACAACUUAGAGUGCUCAGUGUUAUUCAAUACUUGUACUUAAUUGCAGAGUUUGCUUUAUUUUGUGUGUUGAUAAUGAAACAGUACUGUUGUAUGUGAUAUAGAUAUGUUUAGCAGAUACCCCAGAUUGGCACUUAAAUUAUCACUGUCCGUUACAUUGUUCUGUCACUGGUCUUGUUUGAAAUCUCAUAUUUCAGUCUCCAUGGCAUAUAUUUGUAAUGUUUAUAGAUUUUUUGUCUAGUCAUUCAUGUUAUCCACAUAUUUUUAUCAGUAUUGUUACACUUGUGGUUUAUUGGGUAUUUGUGUCUUGUUCUGAGAAAACUGGGCUUAAUUCAUGUGCGUUAGGUGUCGUCCCAGAUUAGCCUGUGCAGUCCACACAUGCUAAUCAGGGAAGACACUUUUCGCUUUUAUGGUAUUUUUAGUUUCAAGGAAGUCCCUCCUUACCGAAAAUCAAGUUUAGGCAGAAAGUGUUGUCCCUGAUUAGCCUGUGCGGACUGCACAGGCUAAUCUGGGACGAUACUUUACGCACAUGUAUUAUGCCCAGUUUUAUCAGAACAAGACACAUUUUAAUGGAUUGAUUCUUGUUCUGGGAAGACUAUGUAAUACAGAAGCGUUAGGUGUCGUUACAGAUUAGCCUGUGCAGUCGGCACUGCCUAAUCAGUGACGUCACUUUCCGCAUUAACUUAUUUUCGUUAAGGAAAAGCUGCCUUUAAAUGAAAAAUUCUAUAAAAGUGGAAGUUUGUCCCAGAAUAACCUGUGGGGACUGCACAUGUGCACACGCAUUAAGCCCAGUUUUCACAGCAACAGGCUCUAUUGAAUGAAAAUUACUGAAAAUGUACAUUUGAAAUGAAAUUCGUUUUAUUAAUUUUAAAUUUUAUUAUUUUACUAUUUAAAUUUAAGCUUUAACAGCACAGCGUGCAUUUUAAGAAAAGAUUUAAUAAAUAUCGCUGCUAUAAUGUGUAAAGCAGAGUUGUGUUAGUGCUCAUGUUUUUCUUCCUUUUUUUUACAAUAAAAUGUUCAUUGAUUUUCAGAUAUAUAUCUUUCAUGUUGGAUGUAAUAUAUUCCAUUAAUUUGCAAUAUUUUUAUAUAAUGUUUGCCUUGUGUUUGUGACCUUAUUGCUAGGUUAUGUUUGUUAAAUAUACUAUCAAUGAAAGACGGUAAAGGGUAAA
Molecule: messenger RNA, 9201 nt
Organism: Dreissena polymorpha
Lineage: Eukaryota; Metazoa; Mollusca; Bivalvia; Myida; Dreissenidae
Product: polypeptide N-acetylgalactosaminyltransferase 2-like
Exons: 15
Coding region: 51-1961 (636 amino acids)
Cellular component (GO): Golgi apparatus
Source: RefSeq, a predicted model, not a curated record